AUGGGGUUUUGUGCCUCCAAUGCAAAAACCUCUCUGCUGCUGCUCCCCCAGUAUGAGAACCAGACGAAGCUGGCGCUGGUGGGGAACUGGGGCACAACUGGCCUGACGUACCCCAAAUACUCGGAUGUCACCGGCAAGAUCAAGCUGCCCAAGGACAGCUUCCGCCCCUCCACAGGCUGGACCUGGGCCGGGGACUGGUUCAUCUGCCCGGAGAAGACGUUGCUGCACGACGUGGACGCCGGGCACCUGAGCUUUGUGGAGGAGGUGUUUGAGAACCAGGUCCGGCUGCCGGGAGGCCAGUGGAUCCACAUGACCGAUGCCUACACCGAUGUGAAUGGCGAGAAGGUCCUGCGUAAGGAUGAGAUUGAGUGUCCUCCGGGCUGGAAGUGGGAAGACGUGGAGUGGGACACGGACCUCAACAGAGCUGUGGAUGAGAAAGGCUGGGAGUACGGCAUCACCAUCCCGCCGGACCGCAAGCCCAAGGCCUGGGUGCCGGCCGAGAAGAUGUACCACACCAACCGGCGACGGCGCUGGGUGCGGCUUCGACGGAGGGACCUCACGCAGAUGGAGGCCAUGAGGAAG
This is a messenger RNA of Phaethon lepturus (White-tailed tropicbird), 582 nucleotides long. Its product is annotated as dysferlin-like. The record is from RefSeq and is a predicted model, not a curated record. The annotation marks the transcript as partial. Lineage: Eukaryota; Metazoa; Chordata; Aves; Phaethontiformes; Phaethontidae. The transcript is spliced from 4 exons. Gene Ontology annotation, cellular component: membrane.